CUGCGGUAGCCUCCUCAGCUCCCAAGCUGAAGCACAUCUAUCCCCACCACCGCCCAAGCUCGUGGUUCGCGUGAAAUGUCACUCCAGACGAAGAGAAAGUACGAAGAGCUCGACGAUUCGGAUGAUGAAGAGCCUACACUAGGGCGACAGGUGCUGCCGGUCGCGAACCUCCCGGAGACAUUUGACGGGGUGCCUGUGGAUGGGCUGCAGUAUCUUUUCAUGGUUCGCCGCGAUGCACGCCAGCUUCCGCAUGUAACACGCGUCGCAAACCCCUACGACGUCCCGGAGGACCCCUCGGCCGCACCGCUCCCAGGGUCCAAUGGGUCAACACCACGCCGAGAUCUCCUUCCCUCAGAGGAGUGGCGGGAGACGUUCGUGAGGCGGUUCAAGAAUUUCCGUAAGAAUUCCACCCAGCCCACUGUCCGCGUUCACAUCCCUAACCCUAUUUCGAGCAUCCUCCCAUCCAUGAAGGAACGUGAUAUGUGGUGGGCGUUCCUCGCGGGCCGCCCGGAGAGUGAGUGGAACCCGCCCAAGAAGCCAAAACAGCCCAAAGUCUCCCGGUGGCAGAAGAGGGCGCAGGGCGCACGCUUUGCCGACGACGUUCAGGAGAACGCAUCGCUCUCGUACGACGCGCAUCAGGGUGGGUCCUCUGAGGCUGGGCCGAGCAACAUGAGCUUCGAGAUGGAGACUGGACCAUCGACGCCUGGAGCUGGUGCACGGUCGUUACCGACACCUUCUGGGACGCCCGCCCCGCCAGACCUUCCUGCGGACAGUUUGUUGCUGGAUGUGGAGGCAUCGCUUGAGCAACGGGCGCCUCUCAAAAUCAUUGCACGGGAACCUACACCAAGUCUCCUGCAACAUAUCGACCACAGAUACGCCAUACAUCUCUUGAUGUACUUCACGCACUGGAUCACCCUGCGGGUCGAACAAUCAUCGAUGCCGCUGACGGAUAUCACCCCGUCGCACGCACGCUGGAUGUUCGCACUGUUGUCGCGCGUCGAUGACUGGAUAUCAAGCGAUGAAACGAGUCUCCUGCGGAAUCUGGCGCGCGCCUGCAUCUCCCUCAUGGGUGAAAUCCGGCGGAGGCGUGCCGCGCAAAAUGGAUCGGAGGCUGGCGAAGUACCCGAGGAGGCGAGUAUGAUUGACGACGCAUCGUGCUGGAUGGUCAUCGGCGUCAUUACGGGGGUGUGGGGACAGCACGACUUGUGGAUGGACGCGGAGGAGCUCCUAUCCAAGGUCGAGACACAGGCAGAGGCCGACUCAAACCUUGCGUAACUUGUACAACUUAUGACAAUAUUGCGUGCAAUUGUCAGCCCCAAAUUGU
Molecule: messenger RNA, 1324 nt
Organism: Trametes versicolor FP-101664 SS1
Lineage: Eukaryota; Fungi; Basidiomycota; Agaricomycetes; Polyporales; Polyporaceae
Exons: 4
Coding region: 76-1275 (399 amino acids)
Biological process (GO): spliceosomal snRNP assembly
Cellular component (GO): nucleus; SMN complex; small nuclear ribonucleoprotein complex
Source: RefSeq, a predicted model, not a curated record